CACGGUUCUUCUCGCCAUAGUGACUCCCCUUUGCCCUUUGGUUGCUCUUGAUGCGUUUUUUACUGCGCAGGAGACAUCUCUCAUCCAGCACCAGCAGCGGCACGAUCCAAUCAUAAAGCAGCUUUACAGAUUAUCGCAGCAAAUUUUCGAGCACGUCGUAACAUCUGAAAUGGCCACGAUAGAUGACCUGUUGCAUGUGUGCGACAACGCUAGCUUGAAGUUUGAAGAAGGCAUCAAUAUUCUUCAAGGUUUGCCAGAUUCUAACUCGAAGAAGCGGGCUAUUGAUUGCUUAAAUGAUGUAUUAGAAGUAGUAAAGGCUUACAAAUGCAAAUACAUGCCUUGUCCAUCACCACCUGCAGCCCAAAACUGGUUAUUCGUCGAAAGGUAUCUGCAAAGCCUUGGAAAUGAACCGAUGAACUGGGAAGCCUGUCUUGUAGAAGGGCAGCAACAAGGCUAUUUAAAAAACUAUACUAAGUCUACUAGUUUGAAAGCCGUGUACUUGCGUUGGAAAAAGAAUAAAAAGUAGACAUAUGUAACCAAAAAAAAAUAAACGUGGUGCUUUCAUUGAGUGUGUGUGUUUUUUUGGGGGUGAGGAUCGGUCAGCAUUUAUUAAUAUAA
Messenger RNA from Rhizopus microsporus ATCC 52813, 618 nucleotides. RefSeq lists its product as uncharacterized. Lineage: Eukaryota; Fungi; Mucoromycota; Mucoromycetes; Mucorales; Rhizopodaceae. The record is from RefSeq and is a predicted model, not a curated record. The transcript has a single exon. Bases 170 to 526 code for a protein of 118 amino acids.